AUGGCUGCUCUAAACCCAAGCGAGACAAAGGAUGGAUCUUCAAGCGAGCCCCAACUGACGGAGGCUAUGGACUCUUGUUUCCCGAGGAAGCGCAAGGCCGAAGCCACCAACGCGGAGGAUCCCGAAGAAAGCGAAGGCGACGGAGAAGAUAGUGAUUCAGGUUGGGAUAAGGAUAGCUUCGAUGGCCUGGUAUUCGAUCCCUCUGAUUAUCGUAUGCAUUCGUCCGACUCGGACGAGGAGUUUUAUCAAAAAGCCUUGAAUCUUCAACAAGCGUCCAUCGAAACCAAGGGUUUCUUUGAGCCAUCGCAAGAUUUCCCCCGUCAGCGUUGGAGUGGAAUAGUUUGCGUCCCAGAUGAUGAUAUUGAAAAAGAGAUUAAGAAAGGCAUUACCGGUCGUGAGUUCAUGGGAAACAUGGCAUCUGAGUGUGGCAAGAGCUUGAUAUUCGACCAUUUCCUGAGGGCCAAUUUCAACCCGGGAAGUACUACCAGGUACUACAUCACGUUUGCUGCAAGAGAGUCUGACUCUCCUGAUGCUCCGUUAGUGGAGUAUCAAGCUAAGGCCGCACGCUGUGCAGGCAAGACUUAUCCCAUCCUUUGCAGACCCGCUCCUCCACCAAAUAAGGGUAACUUUACUCCCAAGAAAGCCUUGACAUAG
Molecule: messenger RNA, 654 nt
Organism: Microthlaspi erraticum
Lineage: Eukaryota; Viridiplantae; Streptophyta; Magnoliopsida; Brassicales; Brassicaceae
Source: the annotation of a GenBank genome assembly